This is a messenger RNA of Grammomys surdaster, 930 nucleotides long. RefSeq names its product olfactory receptor 183. Lineage: Eukaryota; Metazoa; Chordata; Mammalia; Rodentia; Muridae. Gene Ontology annotation, cellular component: membrane. The record is from RefSeq and is a predicted model, not a curated record. The transcript has a single exon. The coding region runs from base 4 to 930 and encodes 308 amino acids. Gene Ontology annotation, biological process: sensory perception of smell; G protein-coupled receptor signaling pathway. Gene Ontology annotation, molecular function: G protein-coupled receptor activity; odorant binding; olfactory receptor activity.
AACAUGGAAAAGAAUGAAACCCUAUGGGCAGAGUUCAUUCUCACAGGUCUCACAUGCCAACCACAGUGGAAAACCGUCCUGUUCCUGGUGUUCUUGGUAAUAUACCUCAUGACCAUUGUGGGGAACCUUGGUCUGAUCACUCUCAUCUGGAAUGACCCUCGACUUCACAUCCCCAUGUAUUUAUUCCUUAGUAACUUAGCCUUUGUGGAUACUUGGUUAUCAUCCACAGUGACACCAAAGAUGCUACUUAAUCUUUUGGAUAAAGGCAAGGUGAUUUCUGUCGCUGAAUGCAUGACACAAUUUUUUUCCUUUGCAAUCAGUGUGACAACAGAAUGUUUUCUCUUGGCAGCAAUGGCUUAUGAUCGCUAUGCAGCUAUAUGCAAUCCUUUGCUUUAUCCAGUAAUUAUGACCAAUAGAUUAUGCAUUCGCCUAUUAGCCUUAUCAUUUGUAGGUGGCUUUCUUCAUGCUGUGAUUCAUGAAAGCUUUUUAUCUAGAUUAACAUUCUGUAAUUCCAACAUACUAUAUCAUUUUUACUGCGAUGUUAUACCACUGUUAAAAAUCUCCUGUACUGAUCCUUCUUUAAAUUAUUUGAUCAUUUUCAUUUUCUCUGGUUCAAUACAAGUGUUUACAAUUAUGACUGUUCUUAUUUCUUACACAUUUGUUCUCUUUACAAUUUUAAAAAAGAAGUCUGACAAGGGCAUAAAGAAAGCCUUCUCUACCUGCGGUGCCCAUCUCCUUUCUGUAUCUUUAUACUAUGGGCCUCUUCUCUUCAUGUAUGUGCACCCAGCAUCUUCAGAAGUAGAUGAUCAAGACAUGAUCCUCUCUCUGUUUUACACAGUUAUAAUCCCCGUAUUAAAUCCAAUUAUCUACAGCCUCAGAAAUAAGCAAGUCAUAGAUUCUCUGAAAAAAAUGUUGAAACUAACAGUUUAG